AUGUCUUCUGUUGUUUAUUACAAGUUCUUGCAUCAAAAGAACAAAAGCGUGAUUCAUUUUGAUGGGACUUCCAUCAGUGUCUUUGACUUGAAAAGAGAAAUUAUCUUGCAGAAUCAAUUGGGGUCAGGUCAAGAUUUCAAUUUAAGAUUAUAUCAUUCAGAACAACCAGAUCAAGAAUAUGAAUUAGAUCAAGAUAUUAUACCCAGAUCAAGUUAUGUAUUAGCUAAAAGAUCACCGGCUUUUUUAAAACUGGGUAAAUUCAACAAUGCCAUGAGAUAUAUCACUGGUAAACCAAGAAUAAAUAGAAGAGCAAUCAAUUCAACUUCAAAUGCAAAUAAUUUGGCUAAUAAUGCCGCCACAAAUGCACCAGCACAACCAUUAGAUGAAAAUGCUACAGAAGAGGAUAGAAUUAAAUUAAUGUUUCAAAACCAAAGUAAUGCUUGGGAACAAACUCAAGAAGAUUUAUCUCAUCAUAAAAUGGUUUUUCAUAAACCAACAGCUCCAAGUACAAAUGCUAAACAAGAUGAUCAUCCUCCUCCAGGGUAUAUUUGUUAUAGGUGUGGUAAAAAGGACCAUUGGAUUAAGAAUUGUCCAACUAAUAAUGAUCCAAAUUUCGAAGGUAAGAAAAUCAUGAGAACAACAGGUAUUCCAAAAUCUUAUUUGAAAACUAUUUCAAGAGAAGAAGUUGAAAGUAAAGCAAAUUCAUUAACUACUAAUGAAAAUGGUGAUGUUGUGGAUACCGAUGGGAAUGCAAUUUUAAUUACUGAUGAUGGUGAAUAUGCUGUUGCUAUGGCUGAUUCUAAAACAUGGAAGAAUUAUCAAGAGAAAUUACAAAACGCUGCUUUAAAAUCCAAACGUGAAUAUGAACAGAAAUUAGUUGCUGCUGUUGAACAAGAUAAUAAAUUGGAAUUUUUGGAUCCAUUAUCUGAAACAAAGAAAGUUUUAACUGCACCAAUUGUAAUGACUCAAUGUUGUACUGAGAAAUCCAAAUUACAAAAGAUGAAAAAUUUCAAUUACAAUCAAUCUGAAUUAGAAACUGUUUUAAUUGAUAAUGAUUUCCAUUGUCCUAAUUGUGGUAAAGAGGAUGUUUUCAUCGAUACUUUGAUUCCAAAUAAAGAACUAGAGAAAGAAGUUACCGAAUAUGUAAAAUCAAAAGAAGCUGAAUUGAGUUUGAAAGAUCCAAGUAAACGCAGUGCUGCUGAAAUGGAAGGUGAUAUUGAUUCUUCCACAUCAAAUGAACCAGAUGCUAAAAAACAAAGAACUGAACAACCAUCACUACAAUUCCCACCAGGAGGAAUGUAUCCAAUACCACCAACAGGAACAUUCCCAUUUCCUAUGCCUAUUCCUCCACCUGGCUUUCCAUUAGUACCUCCACAAGGGUUCAUUCCACUACAGAAUGGUCAACCGUUUAAUAGUAACACCAAUAAUCAGUUCAAUCCAAAUAGUUAA
Candida tropicalis MYA-3404 is the source of this 1449-nucleotide messenger RNA. RefSeq names its product cleavage polyadenylation factor subunit. The record is from RefSeq and is a predicted model, not a curated record. NCBI's taxonomy places the organism in Eukaryota, Fungi, Ascomycota, Pichiomycetes, Serinales, Debaryomycetaceae. Gene Ontology annotation, molecular function: nucleic acid binding; ubiquitin protein ligase activity; zinc ion binding. The transcript has a single exon. Gene Ontology annotation, biological process: mRNA processing; protein ubiquitination; ubiquitin-dependent protein catabolic process. Bases 1 to 1449 code for a protein of 482 amino acids. Gene Ontology annotation, cellular component: nucleus.